CAUAGUAACGGAGCAGCUCGACACCAGCGGACAGACAGAAAUAAAACAGUCCGACAUGUCCUCGCCGCGGCUCGGAGUGUUCAGAGACUCCAUGACGACCAACCCGCUCAUCAUCAAGGCGCCCCUGGGUCAGUCCCAGUCCAGAGGUCUGUCCUUUCCUGGUCCAGACUUCACUUUUGGGACCAGUAGCGGCUGCAGGGACGGGGGUGUGGCCGAGGUUCUGUCCAGUUGGAGUAUUCCGAGGCGGCGUGGAGAAUCGGCGCCGCUGCAGCCGCUCCCUCCAGACUUUGUGACUCUGAACCGGGACGCGGUGCGGUCGGGCCUGGUGACGUCCAAAGAGCUGAGUCAGUACCGCGCCCAGAGGGGCGAGGCCAACAAGAGCACCGCCCACAGGCAGCGAGAGGGCGGAGCCUUGCUGCGCCCGGCGGUGCCCGACAUCACGUUCGGGGUCACGACCAGGGCGCCGUCCCCGCUGGCCGACCUGCUGAGUCAUCAGUACGCUCGCCGCUGGACCGAUGAGCAGCUGAGACGCAACCAGACUGCUGAACGCCACAAGCUGCAGCGGAUUCGCCCAGGCUACAUUGUGGACACCAGGACCAGUCUACUGAGGAGGAGCCGCCCGCUGCCCGUCAUACACACACCGCUCACUCUGCCGCGUUUCACUCAGGUUGCUCCGGCUCUCGACACCUUCAGGGACCCGGAGGCUCGGCGCCGGGCACUCCGGGCUCGCCAGGCGGUAGACGUGUCCCGGAGAGACGUCCAGGAUCAGGGGACGGACGGUCUGGACUGAGAGGACGGGAAGACACAUAGAGAGACAGAGAGGAGUCCCUCUGGCCUCCGACCCGGGUCCUCUCAUCUUUACUAACAUUAAUAAAAACCUGUGUAACAGAUUGUUGGAAUCUAACUUUAAAA
Messenger RNA from Centropristis striata (black sea bass), 912 nucleotides. It is a transcript of the gene cfap77, whose product is annotated as cilia and flagella associated protein 77. Bases 56 to 790 code for a protein of 244 amino acids. NCBI's taxonomy places the organism in Eukaryota, Metazoa, Chordata, Actinopteri, Perciformes, Serranidae. The record is from RefSeq and is a predicted model, not a curated record. The transcript is spliced from 7 exons.